Nerophis lumbriciformis (worm pipefish) is the source of this 1109-nucleotide messenger RNA. The record is from RefSeq and is a predicted model, not a curated record. NCBI's taxonomy places the organism in Eukaryota, Metazoa, Chordata, Actinopteri, Syngnathiformes, Syngnathidae.
ACCGUGCUGCCACCUCCUCCUUUUGGGGACACGGCUGCGUCGUGUUUAGAGCCGCUGCUGCACCUGUGGACUAUUAUGUUUAUUUAAAUAUAUUUUCAUCUUUUUCUUUUCCCCCACACACAGCGUCUAUAUCGGUGGAAAUGUUCAGUAACGGCUCUUUCCGGGAAUUUGAUGACGACCCCUUCUUCUCCGAUCCAUUCCGAGCACACAGCGAUCACAUGCGCCAGAUGAUGAGGAGCUUCUCGGAGCCAUUUGGCGGAAGCAUUACGGACGGGAGAAGCCGGGAUGUGGCGGCGCGGGCCGCCUCACCUCCGGCGCUGAGGGGUGAACACAGGGACAUGAUGAUGAACCAGUUCGGCAUGUAUGAAAGCGUGAUGGGAAACAUGAGGACUAGGACGGACAGGAUGCACAAAAACCCUGGGAACAUGUCCACAGACUCCAACACACACACAUUCAGCUCCUCAUCAGUCAUGACAUAUUCUAAGGUUGGAAAUGAGCCUCCGAAGGUCUUCCAGGCAUCAUCGUCAACACGUCAUGCCCCAGGAGGUGUUAAAGAGACUGUGCGGGCACUGAAAGACUCUGAAAGUGGGAUGCAGAAGAUGUCCAUUGGUCACCACAUUCAAGACAGAGGUCAUGUGGUCGAGAAGAAACUUAACCAAAAAACUGGAGAGAAGGAGUUCCUACAGGAUUUCCAGAAUUUGGACGAAUCCGAAGCACAGUCUUUUGACGAUGAGUGGCAGCAGCAGUUGUCCAAGUUCAAGUCGACUGUCCCGAUGUCUCAGCUGGAGCCACCCAGGCGUCACGGAGGUCAGCGAAUAGCCCUCACUGGUCCUGAGCGGGCCCACAGAGACCAGCCCAAGGCUAAAAGUAAAAGUAUCCUGAAAGUACCCACCUCGACAAAGCAGUAAAACCCUGUGUCAGAGUCAGAAAUCACCUCUUGGCUUAGUUGCGUUGGUCAUUGUCCAUCUUUAGUUUUAAGUCAGAGUUGCACAAAUGGUUAAGGGGAAUAUGAAAGUCAGGAAAUGGACUUAAAACAUUUGUCAGGAGUUUAAUUACUGAUAGGGUGCUGCACAUGCUUACAAUAAAUUAUCCAGACAUAAGUGCAAGCU